GGCAGCGGGAGAGGGUCGGUGUUCCACGGCGAGCCCGCUGAGGCCGCAGCUCCGCUGGGCGCGACCGCAUCGCAUUGCCCGGCAGCCCGCAGGAAUUCCCAUUGCCAGACUUUGGCUGGAUGGAGGAAGAGAAGGCUGUGAGGAGGAGGAAGUUGUCCCGGGAACCCCAGGCAGGUGAGGAGGAAGUCAGUGCCCCUUUGCCCCUCUCUCCUGCUCCAUCUCCCAGCCCAGCCUGGCCCCGGCUGCAGGACAACCCCGCUGCCAACGCCGUCCUGCCGGGGAUGCACUGGGGGGAUCUCCUUGGCCUUGCCUCUGGCACGGAGGCAAAUCCCAUCCUGUCCUUGUCCUUCCUCCCCCAGACAAGGAGGCCAGGGAGGACAAAUCCACUCAGCAGAACCUCGUGGAAGAGGCUGUUUUGAGCAGUCCCAUGGCACAGGAAUGCAACGGGGAGGAAAAGGCGCGGAGAUCCCGCCCGAGGAGGGGCUCCAAACCCAUGCCAGGGCGCUCCAAGGAGGAAGGACCCACCCUGUGCCAGGAAGGCAGCCAGAGAUGUGGCCAGAGCUCUGAGCUGGUCGUGCAUGAACAGCUUCACAAUGACAAGAAGCGGCACCAGUGCUCAGAAUGUGGGAAGAGUUUCUGUGCAAACCGCAGCCUGCUUCGGCACCAGAAGAUCCACACUGGGGAACGGCGCUACGAGUGUGGGAAAUGUGGGAAGCGCUUCAGAGACACUUCUAACCUGAUGAUCCACCAGACAGUCCACACUGGGGAACGGCCCUAUGAGUGUGGGCAGUGUGGGAAGAGCUUCACUACGAGCUCCAGACUGAUUGUCCACAAGAGGAUCCACACUGGGGAACGGCCCUAUGAGUGUGGGGAGUGUGGGAAGAGCUUCACUGAGAACUCCAGUUUAUGCAGGCACAGGAGGAUCCACACUGUUGAACGGCCCUAGAAAUGUGGAGAAUGUGGUAAAGGCUUCAUGAAGAGCUCCCACCUCAAACGCCACCAGAUGAUCCACACUGGGAUGUGACCCCCUGUGUGUGUGGGCAGUGCGGGAAGAGCUUCUGUGACACCUCUGGCCUGAUCAUGCAGCAGACAGUGCACACUGGGGAAUGCCCCUACACGUGCUCAGAAUGUGGGAAGAGCUUCAUCCAGCACUCCAAGCUGCACCGGCAGAUGCACAGCGGAGAGAGGCCCUAACAGUGUCCUGAGUGUGGGAAGAGCUUGUCCCAGAGCUGUGCCGUGACCCAAGAGCAAUGGAGGCAGCAGGAAGGGAAGCCCUACAAGUGCCCGGCGUGCGGGAAGGGCUUUGUGCGCUGCUCCAACUCCAUCCCCCGUUGGAGGAGCCCAUUGGAUGAUCCCCAGUGAGCCCCAUUGGGCAGAGCUUUGGAGAUCCACGGUCCUGGUGAUCCAUGUGUGCAAGUGUUGGGGAUUACAUUUGUUUCUUUUUCACUUACAGAAUUUUUUUCCCGUAAGUUGCUAGAAGACUAACAACUGUGUGCUUGAUUUAAAGAAAGAAGAGUCCAAAGGAAACGGAAGCAGUGGGCUACACCUGUUGUUUUUGGGCCUCUAAGAGUUUCCCUCAGAGGGAGGUGAUAAGUGGAGUUUUGGGGGAGGUAAAGGACAGAGCUGGGGGCAGCUGCUCUUGCUCUGGGCAUGGGAGAGAGGAUGGUCGGGCUGGUGCUCGCUGCGGGAAGAGCUCACGGUCAUCACUGCGUCUUGCCCUGGGAAAUUGCCAUCAUCUGCUCAUGUGCUCGUGUGCCCAGGGAUUCUGAGCUCGCCUCCCCCUGCCCUGCUGGGCCCGCCGUCUCGCCAUCGCGGCCUAUUCGGGGCUGCUUUGAGGCUUUCUGCUACUCUCUAGCCCUGCCGUGCCCUGCCCUGCCGGGACAUCCCUGCUGCUCCAGCUACCAGUGCAGAACUUCUGAGCUCAUCCACCAUCCCAGGGCUUUCCACCCUUCCAGCUUGGUCUCUUGGAGUCCUGCUGGGCCACCGGGAUCAAACUGCCCCGGGCUUUGUGAAAGAAAGCCCUCGAGGUUCCUGGUUCUGUUUAUUAUUAAUGCUGUAGUUGUUGUUUAUUUGCUUUGUCAUACCUACAGUUGGCCGGGGAAUCAGCCAGAGUCAAGACAGCACUCAAUAUGAGUUAAAAAUCUUGCUCGUUUAUUCAGCUAUUUGGCAUACAUUUAUACUGUGCUAAGCAUAUCAUGCACCUAACUCUGAACAUCAUUGGUUAAACCAUAGUGUUCACACGUCCUUGCAGUAGACAUAAUUGGUUCAGAAACUCUGUCCACAAGGCUAAAUGCUGCAAAUCUUCCCUAACUUAUGGUCAAUGCAUCCUGUCUAGCAUCCUGUUACAGCUACUCUUCCAAGCUUUACUUCCUCCUUAUCCCAUCUAAGGAAUGGUUCAAGGACGUUUCAUCUUCUACUCAUCCCUUAAGCUAAGAGCAGGAUUGUGCACAUGUCCCUGCUUUUCCAGCCAUGCAUCCACAACAUACCAGUGAAGAACUGUUCUUCCUGGCCCCAUCCUUCUGCCUGAAAGCCCCCCUUCAUUUUCUACAUCAUCAUCGUUUGGAGGGAGAGGAUUUGAAUUCUCCACCCCUAGGGAGGUCCUGCCCUUCCCUAUCAGAUUCCUGUCUGUCAAACCAAGACAGGAAGAGAGCUGGCUGGUGGUCUGCACAUCUUCCUGGCCACCUGUGGGCACCUGGAUGCAACAGGACCCCAAGGGGAUGUGGCCAUGAAUGGUGACAUGGACAUGGCUGGAGACAUGGGGGUGACAUGGACACGGGUGGGGACAUAGAGAGCCAAGAUUGGGGGCAUGGUGGGGAUACGGGCAUGGGUGGGGACAUCAGGGCACACGGACAUGGGUGGGGACAUGAGGUGAACUUCCAGGGAAUGUGGGGGAUGAUGGGUUUGAGUGAACUCAGGGCUCUUGGGAGGGGCAUGGGGUGCUGUGUCAUGAAACUGAAAUUCCAGAUCAUCCCAGCGUGUGCCGUGGAUCCCAGAGGGGAAUUCCCAAGGCUCCCAGGGUGCCGGUUCUGCCCUGCUGCCCAGGGCAGCUGUGCCCAAGGGGCAGGUGACAAGGUCCUGAAGCUGUGUAGGCUGACAAAGCAGACAGCAAAGGUUGGUUUGCUGGACAUUUUCCAGCCCAUUGCCAGCUCCAAGCAGAGGGAAGAAGAAAAGGAAAGUGAGUCCCUGACAGAAUCCCAGAACCAUUGCAGUGGGAAGGGCCCCUGGCCGUGGGCUACAGUGCCAGGAGGGAGAGACGCCUCUACCCCAGUGAGGUGCAAAUGAGACCACAGCACCAGAACCUAUGGAUUUUAUUCAGAUGUGUUUAAUGGAAUGUUGUAAGCAGUCAUGUAGUAGCUGUUUUUUUGCUAUAAUUUAUUUACUUUAAUUAUAAAAUGGUAUUUUCUUGUAAAUAAUAAUGGAAAGUUCCAAACUGCUUUGAAGUAGGAUAAUAUUUGUAAACGCUUUGAGCAGUGUAAAAGUGGAAGAGAGGCUUUCACAAGAUGUAAUUGGGCUUGCAAAAGAUGAAUUUUAAGAUAUGAUUAUUACUGCAAUAUAUAUGUCCAAGACAGCAUAAGCAGAGAGCAGAAGAGCAUAAAAGGAGAAAUAGCAAAACCCCUUUAAAGUGGCAUCUGAAGACCACCCUAGACCUGAGACGUGUUCAACUCUUGAAGUGUGCAAGGUUGCAGAAAAUCUGAAUUAAGAUUGUGGUCAACCAGCUCAAACUAAAUCUGCUCAAUCAUUUGAGGAAAUAAUACACCUGCAACGGUAUAAAAGACUGCAGACUGCAGAAGUGGGUGUGUGGUGGCUUUGCCAGGCCCCUGUGUCUUUUGCUUUCUGUUUUAUCCCUUACUAUCCUUUAUUAAAACUCUUAAAAAUUUUCA
This is a messenger RNA of Prinia subflava (tawny-flanked prinia), 3881 nucleotides long. RefSeq names its product zinc finger protein 70-like. NCBI's taxonomy places the organism in Eukaryota, Metazoa, Chordata, Aves, Passeriformes, Cisticolidae. The transcript has 2 exons. Gene Ontology annotation, cellular component: nucleoplasm. Gene Ontology annotation, biological process: regulation of transcription by RNA polymerase II. Gene Ontology annotation, molecular function: RNA polymerase II cis-regulatory region sequence-specific DNA binding; DNA-binding transcription repressor activity, RNA polymerase II-specific. The record is from RefSeq and is a predicted model, not a curated record.